Epinephelus moara (kelp grouper) is the source of this 3761-nucleotide messenger RNA. RefSeq names its product protein kinase C and casein kinase substrate in neurons protein 3. Gene Ontology annotation, biological process: cytoskeleton organization; regulation of endocytosis; plasma membrane tubulation. NCBI's taxonomy places the organism in Eukaryota, Metazoa, Chordata, Actinopteri, Perciformes, Serranidae. Gene Ontology annotation, molecular function: protein binding; phospholipid binding. Gene Ontology annotation, cellular component: plasma membrane; cytoplasm; endosome. The transcript is spliced from 10 exons. The record is from RefSeq and is a predicted model, not a curated record. Bases 347 to 1513 code for a protein of 388 amino acids.
UGUGUGCGGUGAGUUAUGUGUGACAGAUGAAACGGGGACAGGGGGAGGAGUGAGUGAAUGUGUGUGUGCCAGAGAGGGUGCAGGAUACUGGGGUGAAAGAGUUGGUUGGUUGAAAGCUCCAGAUGGGAUCUUUCAACUCAAAUUACAUUAGGUUUUAGUUAGUUACAAAGUUUUUGACAUGGAGAGUUAGAGUUUUAGAUGCUGGGAAGACUGGGGGAACGCAAGUUACUGGAUUGCUGCAGGACUUUUGAAAAGUGGGGGAACAAAUUUCCUGUCUGACCUGCCAAGAGAUUUAGAGUCUGGAGGACCCAUGGUGGAAUUCUAUCUGUGCUGGUAGGUGAACAGGAUGUCAACGCUACCAUCAGACAACAGCCCUGAAGAUGCAAGCAGUCGCAGCUUCUGGAUGCCUGGGAACUAUCAGCCCACUGUGAAGCGAACAGAAGAUGCCUUCCAGGCCUGUAAUGACAUAGUGGCGUGUUUCCAAGAAAGAGCUCGCGUGGAGAGGCAGUACGCCCAGCAGCUCAGUGAAUGGAGCAACAAGUGGAAGCCAGUAGUGGACUCCAGCCCUUUAUAUGGGUCUCUCUUGAAGGCUUGGCAGUGUUUUCUGUCCUCAGCUGACCGGCUGGCCUCCUUACACGCCUCCAUCUGUCGCUCCUUGGUGUCGGAGGAUGGAGACCGGGUCAGGACCUGGCAGAAGGACACCUUCCACAAGAAGUUAUUUGGAGGCUUCAAGGAGUCCCAGGACAUCGAGACGGGCUUCGCACGUGCUCAGAAGCCGUGGGCCAAAAGGCUGAAAAAGCUGGAUAAAGUCAGGAGGGCAUACCACAAAGUGAGUCGUAAGGAGCAAGCAGCCAGAGAGCGAGAGAUACACGCUCAGGGAAACCCGGACGUCGCCAUUGACAAACAGAAGAAGAUCCAAGAGGAGAGAGUGCUGGCUCAACAGGAGGCCGAGAAGGUUCGUGCCCGCUAUGAGAAAGUCCUUGAGGAGGUGAACCGCUAUGCUCCACGCUACAUGGAGGAGAUGGAGUCCAUUUUUGACCAAUCGCAGGACGAGGAGCGCAAGAGGAUUGUCUUCCUCAAACAGGCCUUUCUCUCCAUCCACAAACACCUGGACAUCACCAACAACGAGAGUGUGAGGGCCGUGUACAAUGAGCUCCACAACACACUGAUGGCCAUUGACGAGCACGAGGACCUCCGCUGGUGGAAAAACACCCACGGGCCGGGCAUGCCCACCGAUUGGCCUCACUUUGAGGAAUGGACACCUGAGAAGAAAACCAAAAAAGGGAAGAAAGAAGUAGAAAAGAAAGGAACAAUAGAGAGGAGUGUGAUGAUUGGAGGGGUGAGAGUAAGAGCUCUGUAUGAUUAUGUUGGCCAGGAGACAGAUGAGCUGUCAUUUAAAGCAGGUGAGGAGUUUUUGAAGAUCGAGGAUGAGGAUGAUCAGGGCUGGUGUCGGGGCAUGAAGGACGGCGGCGGUGAAGGGCUUUACCCAGCCAACUAUGUCGAGGUGGUGUAGUUAGCAUGUCUAGGCCGAAAACGAAAGAUCUUGUUACGUCACAUGCUUCGUUUCACUGUGGAAUUCACGACCCGGUUUAACGUCUAAAUGUCAGAAACAUAAAACCAAUGCUGUAAAGAACAACACCAAGUAGCUGUUAGCCAAAGUUCUGCUGGUCUGUGAUGAGAGUAUGAUCACACUUAAGAGAAUAUUUUAGCAAACAGAGAUCUUUUAAAGCUAUCCAGGUUAUGUAAUCUCUUGAAGGAUUUUAAGAAAUGUUUUAAUAUAUAUACAGUAUGCAUAGACCACUUGUAUUGAAGCCAUAUGAUAAACAAUGCUUUAAUGUAAAAAAAAAAAAAAGUGCUUAAAAGUGCUUUUACGGUACACAUAGCCAUUUGGUGCUGAAACUGCAUUACAGGACUGCCAUUGUACUUGAGCUGUUUUUAUUUCUUUGCACCUCAACACAUUGCUAUUAAAAUGCUCACAAAGCCUCUGAACAUAUGAAGAAAGUGAUGCUAAUACUGUGAUUAUAAUUAAUCCAAAGCAGCAAAGCACAAGUGGAGUCAGCUUGAUAGAAGUAAGUAGCUAUAUGGACUGUAUUUCUCUUCUGUUUUUGUGGUUUAAAGGAACAGUUCAACUCUUUUAGGAAUAUGAUUUGCUGUCAAUUUCACAAUGAGAUGAGGAGACUGAUAUUAGUUUCAUCUUUGUGUGUCAGGUACAGGGGGAAACUGUUAGCCUAGCAGCAUCAACACACAUUCCAGGUACUCUAUUGCUGUCUUAUUUUGUAUCCUAUAUAAUCAAUAUUUUUAUAUGAAAAACUUAUGUUAUGACAAUUAUUUAAAAGGUCUCCUAAGAGCUGCCAAACUGACCCAGAGACUGCACACAGCAGCUCAGACAUCCAUGUGAAAACAAAACGUGGGUGAUUAUUGUAUUGAUGAUGAGUUUUCUAGCAAAUAAACAGUAUAUUAUGGCUGCAGACGAUUCUGAUUUACUGGCAGGUUCUUGUUAUAACCCUGUAUUUCAAAAGCACCCAAAAUGCUUACUGUUAACAGGAAUUUUAAACUGCAGGUAAUUAUGACAACAAUAGUUUUUUAUUAAAGCUACAUCACAAACAUUAAAAAGAAAUGAAAAUUUAAAGGUAUAUUAUGCAGGAUUGUCUGUCACUGUUCGUAAAAACAGCAAAAGUGAGUAAAGUAAAGGACAACCCAGACUCACUCUUGUUUGGCAUUUCGCCAUGCAUUAUUUGCGUUUUUUGGAGCUGUGUCCAUAAACAUGCCCAUAAACAUCUGGAACACAAAAAAUAUGAUAUAUGAUAUUUUCAUUUGGCGAGACAACGACAAUAAUGCACUCUAAGGUACUGAUAGUGAAUGAUGGACUUGGCAUUACCCCUGAUUACAGUCGGUUGUGGCCUUCUUUGCCUCCACUUAAUUAAUUUCUUGUAGUGGGAGACCUUGUUGUGCCUUAUUACUGACAUUAUGAGUGAAUAAGAUAACUCUGAAGUUUGGCAUGCGUUGGGGCGGUUGAGGCUCAGGAGGAAGAGCAGUUCACAUUAAGUUUCACACUGUGCCUCAAAAUUGCUCUUGAUAGUCAGACCAGCACUUCGCGUGGCAUCUCAACCACCAGCUGUGUGAAUGAGGGGCAAAUUGUGGAGCAUUCUGCCGACUAACGUAGAAAAGUGCUAUAUAAGUACAGUCCAUUUUUCAUUUUGUCAAUUUUGAUGGAGCGGGGCUAGGAGUUUCUCCCUGUUGCCAGUCUUAAACCAGGACCCAUUAUCCAAGAACACCUUAAGGCCAAAAUGAUCUUGAUUUCGGGAUCAUCUAAGCGUCAAGAUGCUUUUGACAAACAGGGCCCAGGUCUAAACACAUCCCAGGCAUGAAGCUAUCUCUGCACAGAAUGUUUAGAGAUGUAACUGAUAUUAUGCUUUUUCAUCAGAUUCUCAGUUUGACGCCAGACUUUUCAUAUUUCUUAGCAUGUCAGACUGUUCCUUUAAGGUAAGUACUGGGGAACAAAUAGUUUUCCUGUCUGUCUGUAAUCAUCUGGCGCUAUGUAUGUAUGUAUGUAUGACGCUUAUCCAGGAGAGCAUCUUUACCGAAGUAAAGAAAGGGCUUCCAGAGACUGCCUGGUUUGCCUUCCUCUUCUCCUGAGCCUUCUUCAGUAUCUCUGUGUGUGCUGUGUGUCUUUAUUUGUCAUGUAAAAACUAUUCAUUUGCUCCCAACAAUCCCUUUUUUGCAAACUGCCUGUCUUUUGGAAAUAAAAAUUGAAACUGUUA